AUGGAGAAGAUCUGGCAUCACACCUUCUACAACGAGUUGAGAGUGGCGCCAGAGGAGCACCCUGUCCUUUUGACCGAAGCUCCUAUCAACCCCAAGUCCAAUCGCGAGAAGAUGACUCAGAUUGUUUUCGAAACCUUUAAUGCACCUGCCUUCUACGUCUCUAUCCAGGCCGUGCUUUCCCUGUAUGCUUCUGGUCGUACUACUGGUAUCGUUUUGGAUUCCGGUGAUGGUGUCACCCAUGUUGUCCCCAUCUAUGAAGGGUUUGCGCUCCCGCACGCCAUCUCUCGUGUCGACAUGGCUGGACGUGAUCUUACCGACCACCUGAUGAAGAUUCUUGCUGAGCGUGGCUAUACUUUCAACACCACUGCGGAACGUGAGAUUGUUCGUGACAUCAAGGAGAAGCUUUGCUAUGUUGCUCUUGACUUUGAGCAGGAGAUCCAGACUGCCUCUCAGUCGUCUAGCUUGGAGAAGUCUUACGAGCUUCCCGACGGACAGGUUAUCACCAUUGGUAACGAGCGGUUCCGUGCUCCUGAGGCCCUUUUCCAGCCUUCAGUUCUCGGUCUUGAGUCUGGUGGUAUCCACGUGACCACCUUCAACUCCAUCAUGAAGUGUGACGUCGAUGUGCGUAAGGAUCUCUAUGGAAAUAUUGUCAUGUCUGGUGGUACUACUAUGUACCCUGGUAUUGCCGACCGUAUGCAGAAGGAGAUUACAUCCCUUGCUCCUUCCUCAAUGAAGAAAAUACUCUGUCUGGAUCGGAGGAUCUAUCCUUGCAUCCCUCUCCACCUUCCAGCAAAUGUGGAUCUCAAAGCAAGAGUACGACGAGAGCGGACCUUCUAUCGUCCACCGCAAGUGCUUCUAAACAAAGAAAUUUCGGACCGGUCGGUUACAAAUUCAAGGUUGUUGGAAGGUCAAUAUCUUAAUACAGUUGCCAAGGAGAAUGGGUGGAUGGUUUUCAUUUUUUUUUUUCAACUAUGGAGGCUUGUUUUAAGAUGGGGGUAGCAAAAUGGCGGGAGUAGUCGGGAGAAAAAUCGAAAAGUUGCUAUGCAAAGGCUUUUCAAUUUUUUGUGCAUUUUUUCGAGCGGACCGCGUCCGGUUUUUUUGUUUUGCUAUGAUGUGAAUUGCUUGUUGUAACGGAAUAAA
Tuber melanosporum (Perigord truffle) is the source of this 1140-nucleotide messenger RNA. RefSeq lists its product as uncharacterized. The transcript has 4 exons. The record is from RefSeq and is a predicted model, not a curated record. Lineage: Eukaryota; Fungi; Ascomycota; Pezizomycetes; Pezizales; Tuberaceae. The coding region runs from base 1 to 999 and encodes 332 amino acids.